CUGCUGUCCUGGCCAGGUGGAGAUGUCCACCCAGAGAUGGGCACACUGAUCAUCCCAAAUGUGUUAGGGCUGGCUUUGAUCUCUCUGCCUUCUCUUCCUCUCGUUCCCAAGCUCCCCUCUCCUCUUCAGCACAAUGGCCUGCCAAGAGAGCGAGUACCUGGAUGACCAGAAGAAAUGUGUCCCCUGCAGAAAGUGCAUGCCUGGGCAGGAGCUUUCCAAGGACUGCGGCGAUGGCAGCGGCGGGGACGCGCAGUGCGUGGCCUGCCCGCCCAGGAAGUUCAAGGACCGCUGGGGACAUCACGGCUGCAAGCCCUGCCUGUCCUGUGCCCUCAUCAACCGCCUCCAGAAGUCCAACUGCACAGCCACGGCCGACGCCGUCUGCGGGGAGUGCCUGCCGGGGUUUUACAGGAAGGCACGGAUCAGCGGGCAGCUGGAGUGGGAGUGCAUUCCCUGCACCAAGCAGACGCCAUCCUCCGAGCCGCAGUGCCGGUCCAGAACAAACCUGGUGAAGGUCGCUGUCCCUACUGUACCACCACAGGACACAGCCCUUCUUGCUCUGACCAGCAGUGCCCUGGUCAUCAUCGUCUUGGUGCUUCUGGCGCUUUCCAUCAUCUACUGCAAGCGAUUCUGGAAAAGCCAGUGCCAGAGAGUCUUCCUGAGGACACAGAACUUCUCAGGCCAGCGAGCAACGUUCCCAACUGCAGCCACACCCGGCAGGUUCCUGUGCGAGGAGCAGAUGUCUGGACCCUGCUGCCUGGGCGUGAAGAAUUUGAGCCCUUGCUACAGGCAGGCAGAAGGCCCUGUGGAAGCGGUGCAGUUCAUUUCAGAUGGGGAAGCCGUGGGUCUCCAGCUCCCCUCUCUCCAGCCAGAGAUGGACUUGCCACCAGCCACUGCAGUCAGCACUGCCUCCAAGGCCCAGCUGGGCAGGAGCCUCCUGGAAAGCCAGCCCCUCAUCCGAACCUCGGGCCACGGUGACUGCCUGGACGGGGUCCUGCCGCCCCCCACCCCCAGGCAGGGCCGGCUGGGCACGGUGGAGGCCCUGGCCCCGCUCUCCUCCUGCGCCUCCGAGAUGCAGCACAAGUGGCCACAUGCACCCGUGGAGUGCACUGAGCUGGACCUCCAGAAGUUCUCCACCCAGGCGGAGUUUGUGGGUGGUGAGCGGCUGGAGGAUGCAGCAAGCCGGGCGAUGAAGAGGAUUCCAGCAGAGAGCGGUGCUGUGGUGCAGGAGGGGGCUCAUCACUUGCCCAUGGCUGAAAUCCCACCUGGGGAGCAGCCGGUGGAUGAUGCCCAGAGCCUGGUGACUCAGAUCAGCAGCACGGCCAAAGGUCUCCCCAUAGCAGAGCUGCCCCAUUCCUUGGUGCAGUCGCUUGCCUUCUUGUUGGACCCUUCCUUGAACGGUGUGAAGAACUUCAGCCACGUGGCACUGGAGCUGGGGCUCAUGCCCCAGUUGCUGGGACGGAUUUCGGGGUUCGAGCAGCUGGUCACACACUUCAGCUACGCGGGAGCCGCCGUCACCGUCCCGCUGCUGGCGCAGGCGCUGCAGCGGCUCCAGCGGUUCGACGCCUUGCUCCUGCUCUGCGACCACUUCACACUCAGCCCCACGCCGGACCGCCAGCACUAGAGGACAGGGAGGGACAGAGGAAGCUGCAUGCACUCAUGUGAGAGAGGAUCUGGUGGCCUGCAGUCACAUAACCUCCCUGGUGUGCAUGGCAGGAGCACACAGAGGUGGUCUUUGCAUCAUGGAAUGGAAGGACACAACAGGGGCAUCUCUGCACAGGGGUUCCAGGAAGCACAGCUGUGCCUUUUCCCUGCUCCUGGGGGAGGGCUUACUCAGGCCCCUCCAGAGGCUGUUUUUCUCUGGCUGUGACACCUUUGCCUGUCAGUCAUUAUGCUGCCUGUGCUGUGGUGCUCUGGCUCUGCAGUGAGCCCUCUCCUGCCCCACUGUUGCCACAGGGCUCCCUCAGCCAUGGGGCUCUGUCUUUGUGGGCAGUGUCCUCCUAUGGACCCAGCCAUCUUCUCCCUUCCAUUCCAGCUUUCCCAUCCUUCCUCUGGCCCAUGCUCUGCUUUCCUGGGUGCCAGCUGCCACCUUCUGUUUACUUUUCAGUUGCUUCUCUCCCUCUGUGUUGCAAUUUCCUUGGCAGAUGACCUGGCCAUGGCUGAUGUGCCAGGCUCCAGCCUUUGUCCCUCUGUGCCACCCUGGCACCUUCCUCUCAUGUUCAUUUGUGGUGCAGUGUAGCAUCCUGGCACAAGUUUCAGACAGGUUCCCAAGAUGAGCUGAUGUAAAUCCUCGUUGGGCUGUGGCUGUUGGCUGUGGGCAGGCGCAGGCUCACCCCAGCCUCGUGGCUGUUCCCUGCCCAUCACCUCCAAAGCUUCACAAACCGCCUGUGGUGGCACAGGGUGUCAGGGGCAGGGGCACUGUGCCGUGGGUGGCAGCUGAGAGCUGAAGCUGUGACCGGUCACAAGCAGCAGUGACAU
Messenger RNA from Cyanistes caeruleus (blue tit), 2475 nucleotides. Lineage: Eukaryota; Metazoa; Chordata; Aves; Passeriformes; Paridae. The record is from RefSeq and is a predicted model, not a curated record.